This is a messenger RNA of Schistocerca gregaria, 798 nucleotides long. RefSeq lists its product as uncharacterized. Gene Ontology annotation, biological process: rRNA catabolic process; nuclear mRNA surveillance; U4 snRNA 3'-end processing. The record is from RefSeq and is a predicted model, not a curated record. The transcript is spliced from 5 exons. Lineage: Eukaryota; Metazoa; Arthropoda; Insecta; Orthoptera; Acrididae. The coding region runs from base 60 to 797 and encodes 245 amino acids. Gene Ontology annotation, cellular component: nuclear exosome (RNase complex); nucleolus; cytoplasmic exosome (RNase complex).
AAUGUGUCCCUGCGGCGGCCUUACUCAUCCCUGCCAAAACUUUUUCUUGCACAUAGUUCAUGCAAGAGAUCAUCUCUCCAGAGGGACUUCGCAUCGAUGGUAGACGCGCUAACGAACUACGUAGAAUAAGAUGCCAAAUGGGCGUCUUGGCAAACGCAGACGGAUCCUCUUACUAUGAACAAGGAAACACCAAGGUCAUAUGCGCAGUCUACGGUCCUAGAGAGGUGAAUGUCAAAAACACAUCUAGAUUCGAUCGCGCCAUCAUCAAUUGUGAAUACUUCAUGGCCAGGUUCUCAACCAACGAACAUAGAAAAAGAUCAAAAGGCGAUCGGCGCUCUACUGAAAUAUCUCUCAUCAUCAAACAAACAUUUGAAGCCGCCAUUCUUACCUAUCUGUAUCCAAACCGUCAAAUAGACAUCUUUGUUCAAGUUGUUCAAGCUGACGGAGGAACGCGCUGCGCCGGCAUCAAUGCAGCAACUCUCGCCCUCAUAGAUGCAGGCAUCCCUAUCAGCGAUUUCGUGGUUGCCUGCGCUGCUGGCUGCCAUGAAGAAACGCCUAUUUUAGACUUGAACUAUUUCGAGGACUCUUCCAGCUCCCCGGACGUUCCUGUCGCCAUAUUUCCAAAGUCCGGCAAGGUCAUCGUUGUACAAAUGGAUUCCAAGCUACCGCUUUCCACGUUUGAAAAAGUCAUGGACACUGCAAUAGACGGAUGCUAUAAAAUAUACGCAAUCAUGACAGAAAUCGUGAUGCAAUACAACCUAGAUUUAUUAGAUUCUAGAGGAUGCUUUAUUAAAUAAA